This is a messenger RNA of Truncatella angustata, 2589 nucleotides long. Its product is annotated as family 81 glycosyl hydrolase. Gene Ontology annotation, cellular component: cell surface. Bases 1 to 2589 code for a protein of 862 amino acids. Gene Ontology annotation, molecular function: glucan endo-1,3-beta-D-glucosidase activity; endo-1,3(4)-beta-glucanase activity. The transcript has 3 exons. The record is from RefSeq and is a predicted model, not a curated record. NCBI's taxonomy places the organism in Eukaryota, Fungi, Ascomycota, Sordariomycetes, Amphisphaeriales, Sporocadaceae.
AUGUGGAUAUAUCUUUUACUGACUAUCUUCCAGAUCAAUCUCGGUCAAGGUAUUCCGGCAACAUACCAGACCAGAUUUGGCGGCCAAGAAUCAGAAGCACGAGCACGAGAAAACUAUCCUCCGGUUUCUGCAACACCUGUCCAGCCAGCGGCUCUCAAUCCUUAUAUCGAGGGCUAUUUGACCGUUUCGAUUAAGAAAACCAGUGUACCAGGCAGUAUAGCGCAAUUAAUCCCACCCCUAUCUACGGUCAAGCCAGACACCACUGGUAUUGUUGUGACAGAGCUCGAGACUGGCGGACGCUCCAGUGUUCCUCCUUUUCCCACGGAUAAAAUCCCCUUACCGUCACUCAUCGUAGGCUUUGGACCUGCUGUGAACCCCACUUCAACAUCGAAAAGUCCGACCAGUAUGACACAAACUACAACGUCUCAAAACAUCUUCAGCGCACCUAUUGCAGUCAAUGCUCCCGCCGCCAUUUUCCCAGUGAGGACAGAUCAUCCAGUACCUCGCCUUGGUGUGACUGAUAAGGGGCCACACCAAACAAACAAAUUCUACGGCAAUUUCAACUUGGGUAACCAAAAUGCUCCUGCGUUUGUUCAUCCAUAUUCCGUGGCAUGGGCGAAGGGUCGAGGAGCCUCGUCUAGCUGGGGGUUAUCGAUUUCGCAUAUCGAAGCUGAUCAGCGUGUGUACGGUGACAAGUCGUCAAUCUCUGGCGUUAAUGCCGUGCGAUACUAUAUAAACCCAAUCGGAAUUCAGUCUUUGUGUCUGUCAGCUGUAGAACUUGGAUCUACAACGGCUCUUACUCUGGAUACUACGGGCACUCAGUCUGUCAAUGUCAACUUGCUGAACAAAUCAGGCGGCAAAAUCGUCAUCACAUUUCCUCUGGUUCAGGGUAUGGCCUUCGUUACAGCGGUCUAUACAGGCUCAACACCUGUGGUUAGCACUGGAGUUCUCUUCAAACAAGUUACCAAGUCGACCCACGGCCCCAAAGCUGGAGUGACAAAAUACACCAUGUAUUUGGAAGAUGGCAGAACUUGGCAUGUGUAUGCAUACUCGCCAAACGGUGACACUCUAGAUCUCAAUGUCAUCAACAACGGAUAUGCAAAAGCAAGCAAGCCCUUCAACGGCAUAAUACAGGUUGCGAAGGAUCCUGGUGGUGCCGAAAGCAUCCUAGACGCAGCAGCAGGAGCAUACCCAACGAGUGUAACUCUCUCUGGGACUGCUACUGGGUCAAAGGGAACCUACACGUUCACAUACACGAAAGCGGGUCUAAUGAAUACCAAGCUAGUCAUAUAUGCUUUGCCACAUCACGUCGAUUGUUUCGACGCCAAAACAAUCAGUGGGAAAACCCAAAUUCAACUACAGACUACCACGAAAGGUAUGGCCACCGCAAUUGUUGGUGACUCUUGGACUAUGGUUGAGCCCAAUAUGCCAGUCAACAUGGAUUUUGCGCCUUGGGAUCCGAAAACGGGACCCAAGAAGAUAUUAAAGGUGCAGCAUAUCAACACAAUUGCUCCUGUUGCCUUGAAAGAGAUCUCGCAGAACGUGGACCAGCAAUCGAACCAAGACUCGAUGUAUUUUAGUGGAAAGGCUCUGGCUAAGUUUGCUUACUUGUGCUACGCUGUUCACGAUCUUCUUGGUAACAAGGACUUGGCUCAAACUGCCUUGAAUAAUCUCAAAUCAGCCUUCACUCGCUUUGCGCUCAACCGACAACAGUUUCCGCUGUACUACGAGAGUGCUUGGGGGGGAAUAGUGUCCUCAGCCACAUAUCAAACAGGCAAUAACGGUGCCGACUUUGGCAAUACUUACUACAAUGACCACCACUUCCACUAUGGUUAUUUCAUCCUUGCAGCUGCCAUAAUCGGGCACCUGGACCCUACGUGGCUGACUUUGACCAAUAUUGACUACGUAAACACACUCGUCAGAGACGUAGCCAAUCCAAACAGUCAAGACCCUUAUUUUCCGGUGUCCCGGAAUUUCGACUGGUAUAAUGGGCACAGUUGGGCACACGGUCUCUACGAGUCUCUCGAUGGCAAGGAUCAAGAAUCGAGUUCAGAAGACGCAAUGGCUGCAUACGCCAUCAAGAUGUGGGGCAAGAUCAGCAACAAUGUCAAUAUGGAAGCCAGAGGUAAUCUGAUGCUAUCGAUCAUUACGCGAUCAUUGAGCAACUACUACCUGUAUACAUCGGAUAAUAAGAUCCAGCCUUCGAAUUUUAUUGGAAAUCGAGUUGCGGGGAUCCUCUUCGAAAAUAAAGUCGACCAUACGACCUACUUUGGUAACAACAUUGAAUACAUCCAAGGCAUUCACAUGUUGCCCCUGCUACCCAGCACCAAGCUUACUCGGCCCGCUAAUUUCGUGACUCAAGAGUGGUCGACCUACUUCAGCAACGGGCGUGCUGACAAGGUCGAAGGUGGCUGGAGGGGCAUCCUCUAUGCCAAUCUUGCAACAGUGGAUCAGAACACAGCCUGGGAAUUCUUUACCCAGAAGACCUUCGAUCCUGCAUGGUUGGAUGGUGGUGUAUCGUUGACAUGGUACCAGGCGUAUACGGCAGGUAAGUCGACGAGAUCAAUGGUUGCUUCGCUCGGACGCUAG